AUGAUCGCUUCACAGCUUCUCCCUGUUCUCACUCUUGCGCUUCUCCUAUUUAAAGAGAGUGGAGCCUGGUCGUACAAUGCCUCCACAGAAACCAUGACUUUUGACGAAGCUAGUGCUUACUGUCAGCAAAGGUACACGCAUCUGGUUGCGAUUCAAAACCAAGAAGAAAUUAAGUACCUGAACUCCAUGUUCAGCUAUUCAUCAACUUACUACUGGAUCGGAAUCAGAAAGGUCAAUAAGCAGUGGACCUGGAUAGGGACCCAGAAGCUUCUGACCGAAGAAGCCAAGAACUGGGCUCCAGGCGAACCGAACAAUAAGCAAACCAAUGAAGACUGUGUGGAGAUCUACAUCAAGAGAGACAAGGACACGGGCAAGUGGAAUGAUGAGAGAUGUGACAAAAAGAAACUUGCCUUGUGUUACACAGCUGCCUGUACCCCUACAUCCUGCAGCGGCCAUGGUGAGUGUGUGGAGACCGUCAACAGCUACACCUGUGAGUGCUACCCUGGCUUCAGUGGACUCAGGUGUGAGCAAGUUGUGACCUGUCGAGCACAGGAAGACCCUGAGCACGGAAGCCUGGUUUGCACCCACCCUCUGGGGCACUUCAGCUACAAUUCUUCCUGCUCCAUCAGCUGUGAAAAGGGUUACCUCCCAAGCAGCACAGAGACCACGUGGUGUACUUCCAUAGGGGACUGGAGCGCUCCUCUUCCAGCCUGCAAUGUGGUUGAGUGCAAUGCUUUGACAAAGCCUGCCAAUGGCACUAUGGACUGUCUCGAAAGCUCUGGAAACUUCCCAUGGAACACAUCUUGUGCCUUUGAGUGUGAAGAAGGAUUUGAACUAAUGGGACCCAAGCGCCUCCAGUGUACCUCAUCUGGGAAUUGGGACAACAAGAAGCCAACGUGUAAAGCUGUGACAUGUGAGGCCAUUGACCAUCCUCAGAAUGGGUCUGUGAGCUGCAGCCACUCCCCAGCUGGCGAGUUCACCUUCGGGUCCUCCUGCAAUUUCACAUGUGAGGAAGGCUUCCUGGUGCAGGGGCCAACCCAACUUGAAUGCACAGCACAAGGGAAAUGGAAUCAGCAAGUCCCAGUUUGUGAAGCUUUUCAGUGUAAAGCCUUGUCCACCCCAGAGAAAGGCUACAUGAGUUGUCUUCCUAGUGCUUCUGGAAGUUUCCAAAGUGGGUCCAGCUGUGAGUUCUUCUGUGAGAAGGGAUUUGUGUUGAAGGGAUCCAAAAAACUCCAGUGUGGCCCCCCAGGCGAAUGGGACAGUGAGGAGCCCACAUGUGAAGCUGUGAAAUGUGAUGCUGUCCGGCAGCUCCAGCGUGGCUCUGUGAGGUGUGCCCAUUCCUCUACUGGAGAGUUCAGCUACAGGUCCUCCUGUGCCUUCAGCUGUGAAGAAGGCUUUGAAUUACAUGGGUCAGCUCAGCUUGAGUGCACAUCUCAGGGACAGUGGACACAGGAGGUCCCCUCCUGCCAAGUGGUACAAUGUUCAAGUCUGGCAGUUUCUGGAAAGAUGAACGUGAGCUGCAGCGGGGAGCCCGUGUUUGGCGCUGUAUGUGCGUUUGCAUGUCCUGAAGGAUGGACACUCAAUGGUUCUGCAACUCUGACGUGUGAUGCCACAGGACACUGGUCUGGGAUGCCGCCUACCUGUGAAGCUCCCACUGAGUCCAAUGCUCCCCUGGCAAUCGGACUCGCCGCUGCUGGGACCUCCCUCUUGACAUCAGCCUCAUUUCUCCUCUGGCUCCUGAAACGCCUGCGCAAGAGAGCAAAGAAAUUUGUUCCUGCCAGCAGCUGCCAAAGCCUUCAAUCAGACGGAUCCUUCCACAUGCCUUUGUAG
Messenger RNA from Odobenus rosmarus divergens (Pacific walrus), 1830 nucleotides. RefSeq names its product selectin E (gene SELE). The record is from RefSeq and is a predicted model, not a curated record. NCBI's taxonomy places the organism in Eukaryota, Metazoa, Chordata, Mammalia, Carnivora, Odobenidae. The coding region runs from base 1 to 1830 and encodes 609 amino acids. Gene Ontology annotation, molecular function: oligosaccharide binding; sialic acid binding; calcium ion binding. Gene Ontology annotation, biological process: leukocyte tethering or rolling; response to cytokine; heterophilic cell-cell adhesion. Gene Ontology annotation, cellular component: external side of plasma membrane; membrane. The transcript is spliced from 12 exons.